Molecule: messenger RNA, 7051 nt
Organism: Sitodiplosis mosellana (orange wheat blossom midge)
Lineage: Eukaryota; Metazoa; Arthropoda; Insecta; Diptera; Cecidomyiidae
Product: glucose transporter type 1-like
Exons: 6
Coding region: 1192-3270 (692 amino acids)
Biological process (GO): monosaccharide transmembrane transport
Cellular component (GO): membrane
Molecular function (GO): hexose transmembrane transporter activity
Source: RefSeq, a predicted model, not a curated record
GUUAGUUGACAUUAUUAUUUGAUUAUCGUUUGUGUUUAUUUUAACGAAAUCCUGCCUGUGUUGUGUAAGUGAUUGAUCUGAUAGUGUAACACUGUCCCUUGAGAGAAACAUUUCCAGUUGGUUUCAAUAACAUUUUCGUUUAACGCUUCUAGUUUCCGUGUUCCCAGUGUAGUCCCAUUUGAUUGUUUUCUUUUUUUCUUGGUUUUACCAUUCAUUCAUGAUUUAAAAAAAAGAAUUCCCCCGUAAUUGGUUUCUUUCGAAAUCCUUUUUUUCUCAUUUGUUUCGUCUGCAUUUAUCUUUACCGUUGAAACAUCAGUGUGCAACGUGCAUGAAAUAGCUGUGCGUGUGUGUGACAUUAUUGUGAAUGAUUUUCAUCCUAAUUUGAGAACCAUUUUUAUUUUCCGUUCUUUUAAACAAUGUUUCCUUAAUUUUUUUUUGUCCGAAAAUGGUCCGUUUUAUGUGAGAGAUUUUAUUUAAUUAAAGGCUUUUUCUUUAUUUCGUUUCCUGUUUGUAUAAUCCGUUAUUUAACUCGACCAUACAAUUAUAAUAAUCAAUUCAUUCAUUUGUUUGAUAAAAUCACUUGAAAAAUACGUACAAAAAAAAAAUCAAAACAAAACAAAAUCCUCCCAAAAAUAAAUGACAAACGCCGAAACGAAAACAACGUAAAGUGUUCGGGCCGUCAUUGACUGGUUUUAAUCCAAUGGCGGACGGGGAGAUGGGCCCAUAUCCGGUUGGUGAUGGAGAAUUCGGUCCAUAUCCGUUGUCAGACAAUACAAAUUUGUUAGGUCCAAGUAGUUACGCAAUAAAAAAGCGUAUGCGUCGACCUCAGCCACUGCGUCCAAUCUAAAUAAUAAUGCAGCUUAUGAAACAACGUCGUGCAAUCGUACACAUUGCACGGCUGGAGGCUCGGCCUCAAACACUAAAUGCAAUACCCCAGUGCCAACGAGAAGAAGUACGAAACGAGAACGGAAUAGCUUUCGGCGGCAUUCAGCUCACGGUCGAAUGUCCUCCCCAACACAAGCUGGUGUAUCUGUCCCCCAUCACCUUCGUCAACAUGUAUGCCCGAACACCGGACCUUGACUGAAGAGUAAAGCUGCCGCCAGCACCGUAUCACCGUUAUCAUCGCAAUGUAAUUCGAAUGCCGAUGUUGAGUGCUUAACGGCAUCAACAACGGCCGAACCAACUGCUUUUAUGAACGCUAACGACAAUGAUAAUAAUCUGGUCAAUGCGAGUCGUAGUUGUAGCCGCUGCGGCAGCAUAAACAGCACAAAAAGUGCAAUCGUCGUCCCCUCAAAUCAAUUAGCCAACGAAGAAGAAUUUACUGGUGCAAUUAAAGUAUCAACGCCAUCGUUACGGUAUAAGCGUUGCACGAGUAAUUUAAGCGACGACGAAGAGGAUCGACAGCAGUUUUGUCACAGUGGCGAAACAUUGUCGCGACGAUCAAGCGUUAGUCAUUUGACUCAUGACGUAAUGAGCAGUUUUGGUUCAUAUACCUCGCUUAGUUUCCGGUCAACGCCUGGAACGGCCGAGGGUACAGCAACUAAAAGUAAUCGUCACUCGCCUCGGCAACAUUCGCACAGCCAUUAUCAUCACCGACACCACAAUCACAAUCACCACUACCAUGGGCAAGGUACUUCACGCAAGCAUCAAGUCUAUUAUCAAACGCACCACGCUCUAUGCAAACGCGCUUUUUCCGGUGAAUCGCAUGGUUCAUCGGAAACACCAGCAAAUAAUCCAAAUCGUAAGCGUGGAUCGCACCGACGAAAAAGCUCAAGCUCAUCGUUUGGUGGUGAUUCGUUGCGUCGUCGUAAACGUAUCGAUACCGAAAGUAGUAGUUUACAUGGGUCGGGACUAUCGCUAUUUGAACCGCUUCAGGUUGAUGUGAGCACACCAAGCACAAACACCGUUAUUUUAACUCCGUCAAAGAUUACCAUUGAACACAGCAACGAUUACGAAGGCAAUCGUGAUAAGAAACCGUGUUCAAAUGGACGAAAUCAGGCGAAACGAAAUCGUUAUGUAUCAUCGCCCAUUCAAUGGUCCUAUGCACAUCAUCAGGACGAAGUGAAUGUAAACAGUGAUCGUACGGAUUUCAUUGAAAUCGUUUCGGAACCGGAUGAACUGUGCCGCUCACACUCGGCCAUGGGCCAAGCAAAUACGAGCAAAGCGAUGCAUUCACGUGCAAAAAAUAAUGGUUACGAUACACCAAAAAAGCCCAGCCAAUGCGAUGACUCAAAUGCAUUUUCCAUUUGGGAACGGGCCACGGACAAUGACGAACGUGAACGAACAAUCAUCUUCCAUCAUAAAAGUGAUGUAGGUGAUAAAUGUUGCGAUAACUAUUGUCCGCGCAACAUUGAAUCGGAUACGGAACUAGAAAUUACCGCUGACCGCAGCUUUACACACACAAAAAUGACCGAAAAUGAAGAGAUUAGCAGCGGUGCACAGCUGCUGAAUGGCAAACAAACGUGCUGCACAUCCAUGUCAUCGCUAGAACUAUUGAAUAAUUCGAUGCCAUCGUCAAGCGUUGCCGGUGGCACCAAUAAUUCCACGGCACUGGCCAAUUUUCAAAAGAAUAAUAUCUCACAAACGGGAUCACAUCGAUAUUUAGACUUAACAUCGGAUAUUCGUCGUUAUUCGAAAAUUACCAAUUUUGAACAACAAAACGCAUCAAACCUACUGCCAAACUAUUUAUCGCGCUCAUCAAAUACAAAUCUUAACGAACCGCCAACCGGAACAUCUUUCGAACUAUUCAACAUACCGUCAACAUCGAUGUACGAUAAACCAUUUGGAAGCAUCAAUUUAACAAUGCAAAAUCAUUUCGAACCACAAUCAUCUUCAAGCACUGGAACACAACGUCAACAAGCAAACAAUUUUAACAGUAAUAAUGAUAGUUAUAGUUGUAGCAAUGUUAGAACUGAAAAUACGACAUCGAACAAUAAUCAAUUAGAAGCUUGGUCCGAUGGCGAUAAUCAGCAAACAAAUGCAGGCCAAACAUCUGUUGCCGCUGCCGCUGCCGCUGCCGUCGUCGCCAAUACAAAUAGUUUGUCAACUGACCAAAACAGCAUGAACAGUUCAAGCUAUCACUUUGCUCCGCACACAACGCCACAAUUGAACACAAACAUAGCAAUCACAAGCGCUGACACCAACCACAGUAACAAUAACAAUAAUCUACCAAUUUUAUUGAACAACAAUAACAAUUCUAAUGAUAUCGGCACAUCUACCCGACUUCGGACGAAAUUCAGCAAAUUUAAAAAGUUUUUCACAAAAAACUAAAACAUCAAACGAUGAAUUGAACAAAACCAAACAGAAUGUUGACAUUUUUAUGCUAUUUGCCAAGAGUUGAAACUAAAAUUACAAAAGAAACGAAAUGAUAGAGACGAAAUCACAUUUGCUUCUAAUAAAAUCAACUGAAAAAAAAACGCUUUCUAACUAAAUCGGAUGAUCAAAAAAUUCAAAUGCGCAAAUCGCGCAUUAUUCGACACGGAAUAAAAGCAAAUAAAACUAAAAAAAAAAAAAUUGUAGAAACAAACCGUUUGCAGCACAUAAUGUUUGUAACACUUCGUAUUUAGAGAGAAAAACAAAAAUCAACAACCAAAAAAAAACUUAUAUGGCAAACAAUGAAAAACAAUAUACUUCAUAGGAACGAACAGAAGAUGAACAAAUAAAUCGUCGACAUAUGUAGUACGUACUCACGUAAGCGCACCCGAACAUUUAAACAAGACCUCUUUAACUGAGAAGAAGGAUACAAAACAAUUUAUUGACAUGUCUUUCGAGUUCUUUUUUUUUUAAAUCUAUUAUUUAUUAUAAGUUUAUGAAUGGAAGGACUGACGAAAAAAUGCAACAAUUUUCAGUCAGUGGUAGAAACAGAAGAAUGGAUAUAUUUUGAAGAAAGAAAACGAAUAAAGAAAAACCAAGGCAGCAAGCAAAGCACGAACGCAACAAUGUAAUUGAACAUGCAACGGAAUUUUCAUUUCUAUACACAAGAAUUGAAUUGUUGCAUCGAACAAAAAAAUUGAUGUUAUUGAGUGUGUGAGAGAGAAAGAGACAUGAGUAUAUCGCACUCGACUACGGAAAAAUCUAUACGAGACUCGACGAUGAGUUGGUGUGUUUCUCAGUUCUCAAUCCCGUACAACUUGACAACAAUAUUACAUUGACAAUUUUCGAACGGAGCGUUACCAAAAAGUAAAACAAGAAACUUAUUGUACUGUAUAGUAUACAUACCUUAAUUUAAUUAAUCGCCAGCAAUAUUUAAUUAGAAUUAAAGUAAAACUAUUGAUAGAAUAUCAUGUACUCAAGCAUUCAAUAAAGUGAAACCAAAAAAAAAAAAUACUAUCCAAAAAAAAACUUAGUUAUUACUGAAUUAUGAUAAUGAAACCACGUAUAGGAGAUUGAGGGAUGCAAACAAGAAAUUUGUAGGCAAAAAAUGAUAUAAACCAAACUAAAUGAAAAUGAAUAAUGAAUUAACAAAAAUGUUCAAUCUCAAAGAAAAAUCACACUAACUCUCUCACACACACACACAUUAAGAGCAGCUAAGCAGCUUAAAUGUUAGGUUAUCACAAUGGGACAUCGAGAUGGUUAGAAGUCACAAGAGAAAAGAAAAACUAACUAAACAAAAUUACGCUGAUAGUGUUAACGAAAUUAUUAGUAAUAGUAGUUAUGCUUACAAAUCAUUAGUGAAAUGAAAGAAAGAAAAUAAAAAAAAAAACAAAACGAGACACAGAGAUAACGAGAACAUAGUUCUGAAUCUCUAUCUAUUGAAUAAAAAUGAUGAAUGUUGGUAAAUGUGUAUUUUACAAUGUUAAAUAAUUUUGGAUAAAAAAAAACGAACGUUGAAAACAGCAGCAGCAGCAACAACAACAACAACAGAUAAAAACAAACCCAAGCGUCGGCCAAUGGAAAUGAAUGAAUGACAUGUUUUCUUUUUCAAGCUCAUUAAACAAAACACAGAAAAAACGCUCGCAUUCACACUUUAUUCAUUGAGUUUUUACCCAUUGCGCUGACACACACACACACACUUAUAUACGCGAAAUGACUCGUUAUUUUCACCAAUUCACUCUCACUCGCUCGCUCACGCACACAUACACAAUUCAUGCAUCUGAAGCACUUGCCGUAAUGGUGCUUCAGACACAAUCUGUUCAUUCAAUUUUCAAGACGACGCAUUGACGACGAUGAUGAUUUGAUUUUUCACACCCUCGUCUCCUGAAAAAAGAACAACAAAAACAUGAACGAAGCGAAACGAAGAGAAUUUCGUUCGUUAUUUUAGUAUGUUUGACAUGCAAUUAAAAAGCACACUGAAAAAAAAAAUAAACAGAGAAGAGAAUUGAACACGCACUGAAUUGUGUACGGUGAGAAAUUUAAUCCAUUUUUUGAAGCAUGAAAUUCGCUAAGGAAGAAACAAACCAAUGUUUUUUUUAAGAUCUAAUGCUAAUUUAUGUGAACAUCAAAGAAAAAAAUUCUAAAUAUUUAAUAAACGCACCAGUCAUACCGGACAUCUAUUUAAUUAUGUAAUUAGUACUAAAGGAAAACCAAUGAAUACUGAUUUGUUGUAACGUUAAUAUGAAGAGACAGUGAAAAACUAGCGAGAAAAAAAACGAACUAGAGAAAAGCCGACAAAAAAAAACGGUUCACAAUUGAAAAUUGAAGGGAUAAAAUGCAUUGAUUUCGAGAUGUUUUCUUUGUGUUUUCCCAUAAUCUGGCCGAAAUCAACAGCACUUAGAGCUUAAGCUUGAUUUCGCGCAGUUGCAAUCUUAUGCUAAAUGUUACAAUGCACAAGUGAACCCAUUUUGUUAUUGAAAGAAACAUGGACAGAUUUGCUGUCACAACGAACUUACACUUUCGACACACCAACUCACUGUUUUUACGUAAUAUCAUAGAAAAGCUUCUUGGUUUUUAAUUUUUCCGGUUGUCUUUGCCUGCAGUUGUUCAUAUAACACGAAACUACUAAUGAACAUGAAAUAUUUUGUUUUUGUCCGAAAUAGAAUUGAGACAAAAACACAAAUCCAAAAUUUACAACUAACUAAACAUAAUGGAAAUCUUUAACGAACAUAGUAAACAAACAAAAAAUUAAUGAAUUUAAUCAUCACGAUAACAAGAUACUUUGAAGCUGCAGAAGAGAACGAUGAAUCGGAGAAUGGAGAUACCAAAUAAUAAGCAUAUUCAAACACGUGAAUGUUAUAAUUAUUUUUCACUAGCAAAACAAACGGAAUUUUAAAUGCACUCACAUUAUUGUUUUCAUCUAUUUUGGCAUGAGUGUAUUGAUGAGUUUGAAUCAUCAGAAGAAGGAAACUACAUCGAUCCACUUUUUUACAUUACACAAAUUCAUCAAGAAUAUGAAUUCCAUUUUCCUUCUUAAAACAGACAAAUUUUGGGGGAAAAAACAGCAAAUGCUUCUUCUGUUUCUUUGUCGAUAUCUAGUCCAUGUGUACUUGAGUGGUUUAUUAUUACUACAACUGACUAACAACGGUUUCUUAUCGAAAGUCUAUUUAGUUCGUUUCCAUGUGUUGACUGUUUUAUCACGAAAUCAUAAUUGUGAUUGGCACUAAAACCGUGAUCAUCAUUCGAUCCGACUCUAUUCGAGUGGCACUAAAAAUGCGAUUCUCAGAAACAAAAACCAAAAACCGGGCCGAUCAUUUUAAUGUACCCAAUUUUCACUGCUCAAAUAGAAGCGAAAUUCUUGUAGAACAUAAAAAAGAAAUAAAAUAAAUAGAAACUGAUUUACUGAAAACAGCCAAAAUAAACUAAAAUAGUGUGUACUCUUUAUGUUAAGCCCACAUUGAACAAAUUAUAUCGGUUGAAUUUACAUAAAUUUUAAGAUCGAUUUGGCGACACACACACACUCACACAAAUCCAAUUGUUUGCUCAAAUCUUUGUUUUAAAUUUUGUUUUAUUGCAAAGCGCUAAUAACGAUAUAUACUUAAAGAAAAAUAUGUGAUCCAAAUCGAUAGAAAUACAUCCAGAAAACGAUUAUCGAUUGUUUUUCUCUACUUUUUUUUUGCAUCUCAUCUCGACAAAAAAUAAAUAAAAUGACUGUGUGAAGUCACAAUUCAUAAGGAAA